AUGGCAGAUCGGAGACCAUGGACGCCGACUGAGAAGCCAGGUGACGCGUCUUACAACGCGCCAGUCGUGUAUCAUGGCGAUCAUCAGAUGCAUGGAGAAGAGUCUGACGCAUCUUCCGAUGAGGAAACGGGUCUUAUCCAAGUCGUGUCUCCGGCUGGCAAGGAAGUCGUGACAAAAGAUGAGACUAGAGAGCCACAAUCGCUUCGAUUCCGAGCAUCCCAUGCUUAUCUCAAGGAGGAAGCAGCGGUACCAGCACCAGAAGCAACAAUAUAUAUACCUUAUCGUCUGCCACCUACUUCGGACACAUCAAAAGACGAUACUCUUCAUACACUGCGUCCAAGAGGGAAUUCCCAGGUUCUAAAUCCCGCUCCAGAUGAGAGAUCACCAGCUGGUAAUCCAUACAGACUAUCGAAGAUUCUUGGUACACCAAGUGACCCUGCCUUACAGAAACAAUUACAGCAGCAGAACCGGGAGCUUCCUAACAGUGGACGACCGGAACAGUCACAAUCAAACAAUCCUUACAGGCUUUCGCAAGGGCCCAGAUCCGAAAGUACUGAAGACUUAAUAAUACAGCCACAAAAACCAACGCAAGCAUCAGAUGCUGGAAAUGUAGCUUCAGCACCACUCGCUGUCAUACAUCGUCUUUCGGAGGGAUUGUUAUCGCAACGCUCCGACUCGACAGCGACGAUCAAGCCGCGACACGUACCACAAGUGCCAACCAUAAAAGCAGGUGACGAUUUACCUUCCAUAACAGGCAUAUCUGCAAAAGAGAUCAAGAUCUUGCUCGUUAACCCCAAUUCUACAAAGUCAGUAACAGAACGAUGCCUAGAAAGUAUCGUAGAGACACUUCCACGACACGUAACAGUGUACGGAUUCACGCCAUCGAGACCAGCUCCUACUGCCAUCGAAAGCCACACAGAUGCUGUGAUGUCAACAGCAGCAUGUACCAAGGCGAUCCUACCGAUAGCGGCUAAAUACGAUGCCAUCCUCGUUGCCAGUUUCGGUCAUCAUUCGCUGGUAACGGCCUUACGCGAGCACUUGAUGCAGCCUGUCAUUGGUAUCAUGGAGGCGUCGCUAUAUGCAUCACGAAUGUGUGGAUCGAAAUUCGGUAUCUUGACGACCGGCAUGCGAUCGAUGUACACGUACGAUGCUGCUGUGAAAUUGAAUUAUGGUCUUGGCGCAUUCUCUGUCGGAACAGAAUCAACAAGGCUCAGUGAGUAUCAGCUCGAGAAUAGACCAGAGGAAGAAGUUGAAGAGAGAUUGUUACUCGCAGCGAAGAGGCUGCAAGCGCGUGGUGCUGAUUGUAUCUGUUUGGGAUGCGCAGGCGUGACAGAUUACAAGAAGGUAUGUCAGGAUGCUGUUGGCAUGCACGAUCGUGUGGCAAUGGUUGUUGAUGGUGUCAGUAUGGGCGUGCACUUUUUAAUUGGUCUGUGGGCACAAGGCACUCAAACCGAGAGGCUGAAGAGCAAGCACGAUAUGGUCAGUCGUGGCCGAUUUGGUUAUGAAUCAGAGCAUCGAGUCACAGGUAGGCAUCGUGCCAACCAAUACCACUUGACAAUCACCUCAGCCUCCACUCAUACGAAAUGCCAGCAAGAUCGCAGCGUCGAGAGACCUGAAAAGGGUGGCAAGGCGCGAAAUCGGACUUCGCGCACCAUUACGCAGCUCGGCCAGGCUUUAGAGUCGAAGGACAGUGACUAA
Molecule: messenger RNA, 1698 nt
Organism: Lithohypha guttulata
Lineage: Eukaryota; Fungi; Ascomycota; Eurotiomycetes; Chaetothyriales; Trichomeriaceae
Exons: 2
Coding region: 1-1698 (565 amino acids)
Source: RefSeq, a predicted model, not a curated record